GAAAGAACCAAAGCCCCCCCCAAAAAAGUUGACACCCCCCCGCCCCCCUCCAUAUCCUCCACGAAUCCCAAUCGAGAUGAGCAUGUACGGCGGUUCCACGUCCAGACUGGCCUCGAUGGGCCAGCGGAGCAACUCCCGGCCGGACUUGUCGUCGUCCAGCUUCAGGAACGAAGUGUUCGUGUCGGGGAACGGCUUCCAAAGUGGGGACUACCAGAUGGGGGACGGCGGCUACACCUACAAAACCACCUACUCCAGGUCGUCCACCCACGGGGGGACCGGGGGCCGCAAAAUGCAAGUGAGCAUGGGCGCCGGCGGCGUCGGAGGAGGAGGAGCGAUAAGUGUGGAAGACAUGCAGGAGAAAGUCAUGCAGCUGAAAGCCAUGAGUCACGAGUACCUGCACAGAGCAAAGAUGAUCCUGCAGAGCGGGGGUCCGCCCGGCGAGGCCGAGAAGAUGCUGAUGAUGGCGGGCGAGCACAUGGAGCUGUUGAGGACGUACGGCGUGGAGUUGCAGCAGAUGCGCAUACCCAACGACGUCUUCGCCAGCGUGAACCAGCUGGAGCACGUGUACGGCGGCGUCCAACAGCAAAUGAUCGGGACCAUGACCAUCAAGCGGGGCACGGCCGGCGGUCUGGGCGCCGCGGAGGGGGGGAGGCACUUCAAAGACGCCAUGGCCUGGAUUGCCCAGCAGAAGCGCAUGAUUCAGACGGCUCCGUGGGGGGAGGACUCGUCCACCAUCGAAAACCAAAUCAUGAGCCACAACAAAUUCCACAGCACUAUUCAAAGGAACCAGGAAGUAGACCGUGCCCGGGACGAACUGGGCAUGAGGGGUGACAAGUCCAACCUUUACAUCAUGGAACAAGAAUGGGACAGUCUACAGAAAAUGUCCCACAACCGAGUGAACCAGCUGCGCGAGCUGCAGGGCAUCAUCGAGGAGAUCUCCCGCGCCAUCAUGUGGGUGAACGAGAAGGAGGAGGAGGAGCUGGUCUUCGACUGGGGGGACAAAAAUAUCGACCAGUACAUCCCCAGGAAACAAGAGAGCUACUCGAAGCUGAUGAAAGAUCUGGAGGAGAAAGAGAAGGAUCUGAACAAACUCAAGCUGAAAGCGGACGGCCUCCUCAGCAACAGCCAUCCGGCCUCCGAUAAGAUUGAAGCCUACAUGGACACCUUGCAGACCCAGUGGAGCUGGCUUCUCCAGAUCACCAAGUGCAUUCACGUUCACUUGAAGGAGAACGCGGCCUACAGCCAAUUUUUCAAGGAGGCCAACGAGACCUACGAGAAGCUGAGAAAGGACCGCGAGAACAUCCAGACCAAGUUCACGUGCAACAAGAACACCCCGCUGGAAAACCUUGUGGAACUCCUGAAAUACCUGGAGAAAGAGAAGGAGCGCAUCAUGGAGAAUAAGAGGCAGGUCCAAAGUCUGGUGAACAAGUCCAAGAGCAUUGUGAGGCUGAAGCCCCGAAACCCCGAGGAGCCGACGACCGCCGGCAACCCGAUCAUGGUCCGGGCCUUGUGCGACUUCAAGCAGGACCAGAAAGGGAUCCUGAAAGGCAACGAGGGCAUCCUGAAAGACAACACGCAGCGCAGCAAGUGGCUCGUGACCGGACCGGGAGGUCUGGACAUGUUGAUCCCUUCCGUGUGUCUGCUGAUCCCACCGCCGAACCCCCUCAGCAUCGGACUCGCGAACAAGAACGAGCAGUUCUACGAGGCCAUCCUGGCCAUCUGGAAUCAGCUCUACAUUAACAUCAAGAGCCUCAUCUCGUGGCAGUACUGCCUGAAAGACAUCAACUACAUCAACUCCCUCACAUUCUCCAUGAUCUCGAAAAUGCGCCCCGAGGAGUACCGCAGCAUCAUCAAAAGACUGGAGACCCACUACCAAGAGUUCCUGCGCACCAGUCAAGGUUGUGACCUUUUCGGGGAAGAGGAGAAACUCAGCAUCCAGAACCACUUUGAUAAAGCCCAGACCCAUUACGACACGCUCGUGAUCCAGCUGACCGGCCCCAAGGAGGAGAGCAAACAGGAGACCAGCAAACCCGCGCCUCCCAAAAUCCAAGCCCUCAGCAUCACGCUGCUCAGCACCCUGCAGGAGCUCCGUCGGAGGCUGGAGCUGGCCGAGUCCGGACUCACGGGCCAUCUGCACGUCUGCGGUGGGGAGAACAGUCUGCAGGAGUGCCUGGUGCACAUUGAAAAGCUGCAGACCGUGCACCAAGAUCUGGACUACAUUCACGACGAGUACCUUCGCCUUCGAGAGAGGAUCCUUAAGCAGCUGGAAGGGAUCCCUCCCGACUCCGAGCAGGCCAAGUUCCUCCGCUCCGAGCUGGAAAUCAUCAGCCAGAAACUGGGAGGUCUGCAGGGUCUCUACUCGGCCUACAUCCAAAGACUUUCGGCGCUCAAGUCCUUGCUGGAGACUCUCCUCCAGGUUGAAGAUGUCGUCAAAGUCCACGAGGCCCGCCUGACGGAGAAAGAGACCACCUCGCUGGACCCGCGAGAACUGGACAACUACCAGAGCGCGCUGAAGCAAAUGAGGAUGGAGCUGGACCACAAAAAAGACCUGCUGACCACGAUGGAGUCGGAGCUGGCCAAAGCGGUCCAGUGGAACGGUCAAGUCUCGGAGACCUUCCACAGGUGCGACGUGGACUUGUCCAAAUACGCCGAGCUGGUGGCUCAGCUGUCCGACCGCUGGCGCCGCAUCCAAACCCAAAUCGACACCCGAUUGCGGGAUUUGGAGAAACACGAGAAGCAGCUGAAAGGCUACCGGCAGAGCAGCACUUCCAUCGAGCAGUGGAUAAACAAUGCCCGGAAGCGGCAGGACGGCCUACAGAACGUCAAGCUGACGAACAUCCAGAUGGUCACGGACUACCUCAACCAGCAGAAGAUACUUCACGGUGAAAUUAAAGGAAGGAAGGACCAAGUGGAAGAUGUGCAGAAAGACGCCGACACCUGCUCGGCCUCCAUUAAGGACUACGAGAUGCAGCUGGCUUCCUACAGUUCCGGCCUGGAAACGCUCCUGAAUAUUCCGAUCAAAAGAACCAUGCUGAAGUCGCCCGCGACGGUUAUCAGACAGGAGGCGUCUGAGCUGCAGUCCCACUACAUUGAGCUCCUGACUCGCUCAGGUGACUAUUAUAAGUUUCUCGGGGAGUUGCUGAAGAACAUGGAAGAGCUGAAGAUCAGGAACACGAAGAUUGAGAUGCUGGAGGAGGAACUCCGACGCCUGAAGGAGCAGCUCGGGGAUAGCGGCGGGAAAAAUAAGGCUCUGGAAGACGCCUUGGCCCGCCUCAAGCUGGAGCUCAGCCAGUCGAAAGAUCAGCUCGUUUCUCUGGAAGAAGUGAAGAGAACCACGUCCAUUCAAGUAUCUGCCGCCAAGGAGAGCCUGGACAGUACCCACGGCCAGAUCCAAGAGCUGACUGACCAGCUCAACCGCAUUAAGUACCAACUGGAGGAAGAAAAGAGGAAAAAACGGCUGGCCGAAGAGCGCUACACCAGCCAGCAAGAAGAAUACGAGGCGGCUGUUCGCCGCAGGCAGAAAGAGCUUGAUGAGGUUAACUGGAUCAAGAUUGACUUGGAAAAGAGCGUCAAGGACAAGGAACGUGAGCUCGAGAGGCUGAAGAUACUGCUGGAGGAGGAGGCGGCCCGUCGCCGCAAUGCCGAGUCAGAUAUUUCAAAGGUAAGAACACAGUGCACCCAGGAGGUCAAUCAGCUUAAGCAAACGUACGAGACCCAGAUCCACGUCACCAAGACCACCGUCCUGAAAGCCUCGCAGCAGCAGGAGGAGGACUCGGCCGAGCUCAGGCGGCAGUACGAGAUGCUCGCCGGAGAGAAGAGAGACCUGGAAGACGAGCUGCGGAGACUCAAACUCUCCAUCGCCCACGCCGAAGAGCAAAAAAACCGAGCGGAGCUAGAGACCAACCAGCAGAGGACGUCGUUGACUCAAGAGACGAGGAUACGAAGUGAGCUGGAGGUGCAGAUCAGAAAGUGCACGCAGCAGAAAGACGAGGAUGACCUCAAACUGAAAGAGGCGGCCAAAAAUAUUCAGGACAAAGGGAGGCAGAUCAGCAUGCUUACACGGGAUCUCGAAGAGGAAGGGAAGAAGAGGAGGGCCUUGGAGUUGGAAAUCAGUUCCCUAAAGCAAUCGCAGGCAGAGCUAAAGGCCAGGAACGCCUCCAGUCUGGAGACCAUCAACAAGCUGAAAGUGUCCGAGAAGGAGAUCCACAUCGCCCGAGUUGAGCUGGAGAAGCAGACCAGCGACCGGAACAAGGCAGAGCAGAGCGCUGUCAGGCUCCAGAGCCGCAUCCGAGAUCUACAAUGCUCUCUGGAUGCCACGGGGGCCGAUCUGGAGAAGCAAAAGAAGGCAACCCAAGAGGAGUUCACGCGCAGAAAGAGACUGGAGUCGGAGCUGGAGAGGGUGACGCAAACGUGCAAAGAGUACACCACCACCAUCACGAGCCUCAAGUCCAUUCAGGUGGAGGCCACAAACUCUGGCAGGAAGCAUGAGCAGGAUCUCCGAGCUCUUCAGGAGGCUCGGGACAAGAGCCUCAGGGAGCACAAACUCACCAAAGAUGAGCUAGCAGCUGCCAUGGCCGAGCUGAAAACGGUCAAACAGAAGCUUCACGGCGAUCAACUCCAGAUCGUGGAGUUCAACCAACGCAACGAAAGCCUGUACAAAACCAUCGAGGACAAAAGCCGCCACCUCAACGAAUGCACCGUCGAAAUAGAACGUCUCAAGACUCAGACGCAGAACCUGACGAAGGAGAGACUGAGGUUGGAGGAGGAGCUGAGAGCCCUUAGACAGGAGAGGGAUGAGCUGAGGCUCAGCAGGGACGCCGUGGAUGGCGAGAACGCAACUCAGAUGGCGGCCUUGCAUGUCCAACUUCAGAGUAGCAACAAGAGGACAGCCGAGCUCCAGGCUCUCGUCAACGACCUGACCAAGGAGAGAGAAAAGCUUAUGGUCGAAAUAGACAAAUUCCAAAAGCAGUCUUUCGAGACAUCCAUCAUGGUGCACGAGUCUCAAAGCAAGCACAGCGAAGUGCUGCUGGAGAGGGACGAAUUGCUUUCCAAACUGAAAUUGCUGGACCAGGACAAACACCGCCUGAAGCGCCUCGAAGAGGAACUGGCCCGGAUCAAACACUCGCUGGAGACCGAGCUCCGCAACAAGCAGCGCUUGGUCGAUGAGAAAAACAGCGUUCUCAAAGAUUUCACUCUUUUGAAGAGCCAGUACGAGCUGAAGGAGAGCCAGCUCAGGCAGUGGGAGUCGGACAGGUCCAAGACAGAUCAGGAUAGGCUGAGUCUCAAGAAGGAGAUCGACAGGUUGAUGAGAGAGCUUCAAAGUGUCGAGGAACGUUACAAGAGCAGGCUGAUGAGCGCCGAGAGGGAGGCGGCGGAGCUUGCUCACAAGAGGGACGCGCUGCAGAGGGAAAUAGAGAGGUUGCAGAGGAGGCCGAGCACGUUGAGUAGACAGACGCAGACGGACAUGAAGAUUGCGACGAUCGACCCCUCCAAACUCGUCUUUGAUGGGGUGCGCCGCAAAGUCACAGCCCACCAGCUGUGCGACUGCGGCAUCAUCAGCAAGGCGACUUUAGAGCUGCUCCUGCAGGGGAAAAAGUCGGUGGACGAGGUCGCCGUGGACAUCCAAGUCAACCUCAAGGGUACGGGCGUCAUCGCUGGGAUGAUCGCAGGUUCUCAAGGGAAAAUGGCCUUCACCGAAGCCAAAAAAAGAAAUCUCCUCAGCCCGGAGAGCGCGCUCAUGCUGUUGGAGGCUCAGGCAGCAACGGGCUACAUAGCAGACCCGGCUUUUAACGACAAGAUGCCCGUGGACACCGCUUGCUCCAGAGGGAUCGUGGACGCAGAAGACAGAGACGCCUUGGUGAAAGCCGAGGCCGCAAGCGUCGGUUUCAAAGAUCCUUACACGGGGAAAGUGCUAUCUGUGGGCCAGGCUUGCAAACAAGGCCGAAUCGACAAGGACACCGCACUCCGCCUGUUGCAGGCUCAAGAGUCUGUCGGAGGGAUCUUGGACCCGGUUCUCAGCGUCUUCCUUCCAAAAGAUUUAGCACUGGAUCGCAACCUUAUUGAUGAGGAGCUCUACAGGGCUUUAAGCCGAAGACCCGCCUGCUACCUGGAUCCGACGACAGGGGAAAACGCGAGCUACGGUGACCUCAGGCGGAAGUGUAGCGUGGAACCUGUCCACGGUUUACUUUUGCUUCACGGACCGGAAAAACCCAUGACAGUAAAGGGUCUCCGUGGACAAGUCUCUGUGACGGAGCUCAUUGAGUCUGAAUUGCUCGACGCAAGCGAUUUGCAAAAGCUCAGAGAAGGGGCGCUCACCAGCAGAGAAAUUGAGGAGAAGCUCAAGUCUUACCUGUACGGAUCGACCUGCAUUGCGGGGAUCUUCGAUGAGGUCAAUGACAGAAUAUGGCCCUUUUAUCAGGCCAUGAAGGAAGGUCUGCUCAUGAGGGGAACCACCUUGGAGCUUCUCGAAGCCCAAGCCGCGUCCGGCUUCAUCGUCGACCCAGUCAACAACGUCUUCUUGACAGUCGACGAGGCCGCGAAGAGAGCCCUGAUCGGAAAAGAAUUCAAGAAUAAAUUGCUCUCCGCCGAAAGGGCCGUGACCGGAUACACCGACCCCGCCACGGGAAAGACCAUCUCCCUUUUCCAGGCCAUCGAGAAAGGGCUUAUUGAGAAAGGCCACGGAAUCCGUCUACUUGAGGCUCAGAUCGCCAGCGGCGGGAUUAUUGACCCAAAAGAGAGCCAUCGUAUCGACGUUUCUGUCGCUUACAAGCGAGGAUAUUUCGAUGAGGAGAUGAAUGAGAUCCUGACCUACGAAGGGGACGACACAAAAGGGUUCUUCGACCCGAACACGAAGGAAAACCUAACGUAUCUUCAGCUCAAGGAGAGGUGCAUCACCGAUCCCAAAACCGGCCUCGUGCUCCUGCCUCUUAAAGACAAGAAGAAAGUCCAGACAUCACAAGAGAGCCGAAGUAAUGUCCUCCGCAAGAGGCGGGUGGUGAUUGUUGACCCGGACACCGGUCUCGAGAUGUCCGUGAGGGAGGCCUAUCACCGCGAGUUAAUCGACUACGACACCUUUCUGGACUUGUCAGAACAGGAGUGCGAGUGGGAAGAAAUUACGAUCAAAGGGUCCGACGGCUCCACCCGCCUGGUCAUAGUGGACAGAAAGACGGGGACCCAGUACGACAUAAAGGACUGCAUGGAGCGCGGUAUUAUCGACCAGAAGUCCCUGGAUCAGUAUCGGGCCGGAACUCUCACCUUGACGCAGUUUGCCGACCACAUUUCCAGCAGAACCAGCGGCAGCGAGAUGACCAUCACAGCCAGCAGCGCCGAGGACGUGAUCACCUGCAGCAGUCCCACCCUGGCCGCGCCGUCCUCUCCGACCGUUCGGAAACGCUUCAACAGUAUCUCCAUCACGCUCUCUCCCCCCGAGCUGUUUGACGACCAGAGCCCGGUGGCAGCCAUAUUCGACACGGAAACUUUGGAAAAGAUAACCGUCCCCGAAGCGCAUCGAAGAGGGAUCGUGGAUACCAUCACCGCGCAGAGGCUCUUGGAGGCCCAGGCGAGCACCGGAGGGAUUAUCAACCCCGCAAACGGUCAGCGAUUAACGCUACAGGACGCCGUCCAUCAGUGCGUCAUUGACGAAGCCAUGGCCAAUAAACUGAAGGCUGCCCAGAAAGCCUAUGUUGGUUUUGAGGACGUGAAGACCAAGAGAAGGAUGUCCGCAGCAGAGGCGGUGAAGGAGGCGUGGCUGCCUUACGAGGCCGGCCAGCGCUUCCUGGAGUUUCAGUACCUGACCGGAGGCCUGAUCGAGCCCGGCACCGGAAAACGCAUUAGCAUCGAGGAGGCCAUCCGCAAAAGCUGGCUGGACGGCCUGGCGGCGCAGAAGCUUCAGGACACCCGCAACUAUCCCAAAAACCUGACCUGUCCCAAGACCAAGCUGAAGAUCUCCUACAAGGAAGCCAUGGAUAGCUGCAUGGUGGAAGAGAGCAACGGCAUGAAGAUGCUGCAGGCCUCCUCGGUCUCCUCAAAGGGACUCAGCAGCCCUUACAACGUCUCCAACCCGGGAUCUCGGUCCGGCUCCAGGUCCGGCUCCAGAAGUGGAUCUCGCAGAGGCAGCGUGGAUUAUUCAUCUACGUACACCUACAGCUUCUCAUCCAGCAGCACAAGCGGCAACUAUUAAUUUUCCAUCUUUGUGCACGGAACACCACAAACUAUAGAUUCUUAUUAACUAACCAUUUUACACUUUAACAUUUUUCCAAAGGUUUUUCUGGUAUAUAGUAGGAGAUUUUGGGACGUUUAACAAUUAAGUAUGAUUGCAUGAGUGGUUUGAUCCGGUGUUUUUUUUUUUUUUUUUUUUUAACUUAUGCUUACCAUAAUUCACUUUUGCAUAAACAAGUAUAUUCGUAAUAACUCUUUUUAAAACAGUAGAUGGCUUUUUUUUUUUUUUUUUUUUUUUUAGAGUUCAGUCUUAUGUUUUAAAUUGCUCAAUUUGUCACUUGCGAGUUUUUGAUAGUUUGUUUUUGCUUCACUCUUCAUGUGUUUUAUGCUUUUGCAGAUAAAAAAAACAAAAACAUUUAAAUGUUUUUCAUUCAAACGCUGACUUGGUUAUGUACUGAUCACUUCUGACGAAAAAAAAAUACUACUGACACUAAAUAUGACUUACAAGUGAUUAAGCAAAAUAAAGGUUUUCUUUCCA
Syngnathoides biaculeatus (alligator pipefish) is the source of this 8695-nucleotide messenger RNA. Its product is annotated as desmoplakin-A-like. Gene Ontology annotation, molecular function: structural molecule activity. Gene Ontology annotation, biological process: wound healing; cell-cell adhesion; intermediate filament cytoskeleton organization. Gene Ontology annotation, cellular component: plasma membrane; cytoplasm; intermediate filament. The record is from RefSeq and is a predicted model, not a curated record. The transcript has 24 exons. Bases 77 to 8179 code for a protein of 2700 amino acids. Lineage: Eukaryota; Metazoa; Chordata; Actinopteri; Syngnathiformes; Syngnathidae.